GUGACAUCACGUGAACAGUUUUCGUGGGCUCGACGGACGAGCGAGCGGCUGACCAGCAGACAGCUUGUGAAAAUGGCGACCUCAGGCAAGAUCGGAGCUCAGCAAGCUGCUCGCGAACAUGUUUUGGCUGUCAGCCGAGACUUUAUUUCGCAGCCACGAUUAACCUACAAAACAGUGUCUGGUGUCAACGGACCAUUGGUGAUUUUGGAUGAAGUGAAAUUCCCCAAGUAUGCAGAGAUUGUACAGCUUCGUUUGGCUGAUGGAACUAUCCGAUCUGGUCAAGUACUGGAAGUCAGUGGUUCAAAGGCUGUAGUUCAGGUAUUUGAAGGCACAUCUGGUAUUGAUGCCAAAAACACACUAUGCGAGUUCACUGGAGAUAUUUUGCGCACACCUGUGUCAGAAGAUAUGCUUGGCCGUGUUUUCAACGGCUCUGGCAAACCCAUUGACAAAGGACCACCAAUUCUAGCUGAGGACUUCCUUGAUAUUGAUGGCCAACCCAUCAAUCCUUGGUCCCGUAUUUACCCUGAGGAAAUGAUUCAAACUGGUAUCUCUGCCAUUGAUGUGAUGAACUCUAUUGCCCGUGGUCAGAAGAUUCCCAUUUUCUCUGCUGCUGGUCUACCUCACAAUGAGAUUGCUGCCCAGAUCUGUCGCCAAGCUGGUUUGGUCAAACUGCCAGGAAAGUCUGUCCUUGAUGAUUCAGAUGACAACUUUGCCAUCGUGUUUGCUGCUAUGGGUGUCAACAUGGAAACUGCUCGUUUCUUCAAACAGGACUUCGAGGAAAAUGGGUCAAUGGAGAAUGUGUGCCUCUUCUUGAAUUUGGCCAAUGACCCCACCAUUGAGCGAAUCAUCACCCCCCGCUUAGCUCUUACUGCUGCAGAAUUCUUGGCUUACCAGUGUGAAAAGCACGUUCUUGUCAUCCUUACUGACAUGAGCUCCUAUGCUGAAGCUUUGCGUGAGGUAUCAGCUGCCCGAGAAGAGGUGCCCGGUCGUCGUGGUUUCCCUGGUUACAUGUACACUGAUUUGGCCACCAUUUAUGAAAGAGCUGGUCGUGUUGAGGGCAGAAACGGCUCCAUCACUCAAAUUCCUAUUCUUACUAUGCCUAACGAUGAUAUUACCCAUCCUAUCCCUGACUUGACGGGUUACAUCACAGAAGGUCAGAUCUACGUUGACAGGCAGCUGCACAAUAGGCAGGUGUAUCCCCCUGUCAACGUACUUCCCUCACUGUCUCGUCUCAUGAAGUCUGCUAUUGGUGAAGGCAUGACAAGGAAAGAUCAUUCUGAUGUAUCAAACCAGCUGUAUGCUUGCUAUGCUAUUGGCAAAGACGUCCAGGCCAUGAAGGCUGUUGUUGGUGAGGAAGCCCUGACACCUGAUGAUCUGCUCUACCUGGAGUUCCUUACUAAGUUUGAGAAGAACUUCAUUUCUCAAGGAAACUAUGAAAACCGUACCGUCUUUGAAUCCCUGGAUAUUGGGUGGCAACUGCUGCGUAUCUUCCCUAAGGAAAUGUUGAAGCGUAUUCCUGCCAAUGUUCUUGCUGAGUUCUACCCACGAGACUCUCGCUCUGGAAAGUAAAAUAUACAAGCCUUGUGAAUAAUCAUUGUCUUCAUACAUAUGCCCUGUAGAGAAAUUUGUUUUUCUUUUUUUAACUUUCGUAGAUCAGAAAUAUUUAUUUAGGGCCCCAAAUUGCUGUGUAUUUUUAUUGAAGUACUUAUUUUGCAAAAAGAUGUCUCAGUAUGUUGAGGAAAGUAGAUGACAUACAUAUGGGCCCUGUUUCAUUUCUGACUUGAAAGAAAUUGUUGUUUAUCUUGAUCUUUAGAUCCUUUCAGUUUUAUUACAGAAAAGAGACAUCUUUUCUUUUUUACUCUUGUGUUGUGAAAUAAGAGUGUUUUAUGUGAAUUUGGUGCAUCUUUCAUAGUUUAAAGGUUGUAUAUAUGGCGGCAGAUCUUAAUUCAAAAAUGUUGACUCUUAGGAUUGAUAUAAACAUUCCAAUCAUACUAGAUGUGCCAUAUUGGCCAUAAAAGUUAUCCAAGCAUCUGCACUGUUAUAAUGAAGCUAAUUUUAUGUGAACUGUUAAAUGAAUUGUUACAAGAAGCUUCUGUAAAUUUAAAUGCAAAACUGCUGCCUUUGUCAGCAUUUCAUCAAGCAUUUAGACAAGCAUUAUUAUUGUUUUUUGUAAAUAAAAGUACUUCUGUGCAAUCAUGGUCAUUAAGUAAUAAGCUUUAAAUAAAGACAAUAUUACUAAAAAAAAAAGUAGGAUUGUCAAUUUUUUUUUAAAUCCAAGCAGUAUUUAAUGUUUUGUGCGGAAGUAGCAUUUUGUGUCAUAAUGUUCACUUGUUUCAGUUGCAGGGAAUGGGUUCAAUCUCCUACUCCCUUGAGUUCUCUCUCACUGUAAAUUGAAUUUUAAGCUUUAUCAUGGCUCACCGAUGAGGAACAAUGCAUAGCAAUAAUUUCAUUUACAUCUACAAUUG
This is a messenger RNA of Thrips palmi, 2465 nucleotides long. RefSeq names its product V-type proton ATPase subunit B (gene Vha55). The record is from RefSeq and is a predicted model, not a curated record. Gene Ontology annotation, biological process: proton transmembrane transport; ATP metabolic process. Gene Ontology annotation, cellular component: proton-transporting V-type ATPase, V1 domain. NCBI's taxonomy places the organism in Eukaryota, Metazoa, Arthropoda, Insecta, Thysanoptera, Thripidae. Bases 73 to 1569 code for a protein of 498 amino acids. The transcript is spliced from 10 exons. Gene Ontology annotation, molecular function: proton-transporting ATPase activity, rotational mechanism; ATP binding.